AUGGCGUUCCCGCCGCUUGGAUCGGGCCCCAGAGUCAUGCGUGAUCUCCUCGCGCGUGGCGACAAAGACAGAGUACCCACCGAGCUCAAGGAAGCGCUCUCGCUGCUGAAGCUGUCAGGCUUGGACGCACUCGAAGAGCGCUUCCUCGCUACCGAUGCCUUUCUCCGACCUUGGGCGAUAUUCCGCGAUUCCAUCUGGGUGAUGAAGCCGGAUGCAAUGCCACGCCGGACCGUGAUAGCAACCAGCGACGGCGAUGCAGGUAUCUCGCGCACGGACAUACUGUGGUUCUACACACAGUUCGAUGAAGAUAUUCGCCGCCACGAUCCUGGAGCGGAUGAAUACGUUGAAGACCACGCAACAAAAGGUCUCGACCGUGGCAUCAUCGAUAAGCAAGGUUGGGGUAUUGACGAUUAUGAGAAGCACCUGUUUGUGUGGCUGCUGCAAACCUUCAAGGUUGGAAAGAAGCACAACCCAUGGGGCUUUGACUUCUUCCAGCUGCGCAACGUCUGUACCGCAUGGCAGGCAGUAUUCGUGCCUAUAAUCAAUGCAGUUCGCGCCUCUUACAGUGUCAUGGGUCGACGACACUAUGGGCGCCUUGCGCUCUUCAUUGAAGAUAGAUGCCCUUCUGGUCUGGCAUUUCCCAAGGAAAACGUCAGCACUCUCCAGGACCGCCUAAUGUCGCCAACUCCUUACCGCGUCGUGUCUAUACCAAAAGCCAGUGCAACGAGUAGCGUACCGCCGCGCAAUCCCCCCAAAGAGGUUGGUAUACUGACACGGAAGCACUACGAUGAGACUGAGAAGGAACUUCGCCACGUCUACCCCCAGUAUGGAGGCUUGGUCGAACGUCCGAGAUUCAAGCACAAGAUGGAGGAAUGGUUGGAGGAACAGCGAGCACGAGCGAAUCUCAGGAAAGCGGCUGAGCAGACGGGCGAAGCCGAGGCCUCUCGACGUCAGCUGAUGAAGAUGGACCCCAGAAGGCAAAGCAAGGGUCACAGCAAAGAUGGUGGUGCCAGCCCUAUCAAACGCUAUUCAGACAGCGUCCGACGCUCGCUAUCACGUAGUAAGCAGGCGCUGAUUGAGGAGCCGAAGAGUCCGCUGCAUGGAGUAACGCGUGAACUCCAAAUACCUGGCGAUCAGCUGCCGAUUCCGCCACACCAACACAUCCGAACAGUCGGAGAUCAGGCGACCCAUGCUUCGUUACAAUCGUCGGGGACGUCCGUCAUCACACCUUGGCCCCGCCCUGAUACAGAGCGCAAAUCGUCGGAACCAAGCGUCUACGGCUCAGUACGCAAAUCCAAUCCAUUUAAUCUUUCCGAUGGCCUGGAGAACUUGCAGACACCAGCUGCCACCAAUGGAUCCGUGUCAUCGUCCAAGAAUCAGCCGAGUGCGACUCCGCUGCCACAACGACAUGGCAAGGAUGAGCGGCAGGAUGUAUGGACAUCAUCGAUAAGCAAGCAGGAGCCGUAUGGGGAGCCACGUAUCCCAAGCUACAGGGUUAGUGGAUGCGAUGAUGAAAUAACAUCGACGAAGCUGGAAAUGGUAAGAGAAAAUACUGGUCGGACACCUGAGCCGAGGCGGCCCGCCAAACCACCCACACGUCUACCAGGGCCAAUCAAACCAGCUCCGUAUACUGGCCGUCUGCGGGUCGCUUCAGAGAAUAGCAGCCGUGAGGUACCAUCUCUGGCUUUUGGAAAGUCCGGUACAGCUCUUCCGCAGCCAGUUGCGUGGCCGGGUACCUCUCCGGACAGUGCAUCAUUAUUGUCUGCAGCGAGUGAGCAGAACGACUUGGUGCCACCUGUCCCAACGAAAAGCCCCAGGAGAAAGGGUAGCAUCCAAGGCUAUAUCGACAGUUCUCAAUCGCAACAGGAGCCACAAAACGGAUCUGUUCGUAGCAUGGCGCGCAUAGUGUCGAAAGAAAACAUACGUUCCGCACUCAAUGGAGAUUCGCUGAAUAGCUCAGCAGAUGUAUCACUGCCACAAACCAUGCCCGUGGACCAGAACCAGGAUGUAGCAAUGAAUCCAGCAGGAACUAAGCUACAAGCGUAUAAUAAGAAUCUGUUCCCGCGUAGGGAUGAGCGAAAGGGUACACCAGUUGGAGGAUGGGUCGGCGCGCCUCGAGGCGGAAACACAACUGCGGGGUCACAUUAG
This is a messenger RNA of Exserohilum turcica Et28A, 2148 nucleotides long. RefSeq lists its product as uncharacterized. The coding region runs from base 1 to 2148 and encodes 715 amino acids. The transcript has a single exon. Lineage: Eukaryota; Fungi; Ascomycota; Dothideomycetes; Pleosporales; Pleosporaceae. The record is from RefSeq and is a predicted model, not a curated record.